AUGUAACUUUCUUUCUACUUUCCGGAACAGCAGCGCGAUGCUGCGUACCUACAAAUGACAUAUAGAAGUAUAAAGAGGCGCAACGUCUUCAUCGAUGUUUAGUUUGAGGCCCGCAUCGUCGCAACGUCAUUACUGCCUACUGAACUUCGCCUUUACAAUCGAUAAGGACGAGCUAACCCUGGAGCAGAAGCGUUCGAAAUUAUGUUCGGAAGCAGCAACAAGGGCGACGCGAAGUGGGAGCCGUGCAAGAAGUGCAGGUCCUACUACGAGGAGCUGGCUGGCACCUUGGAGCAGACGAAAUCGUCCAGCGAAAGUAACAUUUCGAAACUGAAUCGCGAUGUGAAAGCUGCAAGGGACAAAGGGGCGGCGGACCUGGCGGCGCUGGAAGCGCGAUUGAAAAAGGAGUACGACGGAAAAAUGGCGGCUGUCAAGGCUGAAGCGCAGAAACAGAGUAUAAUAACACGUAUUUUUGAAUAUUGUACUAGUUAGGAGAAGUUGUGAAGAACAAUGAACAACACACCGUUGCCAUUGUGUUUGUAAGAAAAACACGCAUGCUUGUUUCGCAUGACUUCUACGACUAGUUUUAACUACACUAAUAUCAAAUAGCCAACAUCCACAUCGAAGAUUAACAAUGAUAGCGAAUGAGAACGUUCUAAGCUACCAGACAAAUUUUGAAUGCAUCUUCGGUAUCGAGAAGGCACCACACACACCAUUGCAGUGGAAAACAUUUUCGUUUUCGUACACGAAUUGGAAUUCGUAGACAGAUAUCAGGAAGAAAGGAAACUUCGGUCCUGAUUCAGCGAAGGAAUUUGACAGCUAAAGAUCGGUCAUAUGCUCUUCGUACACGCUUUCCUUGUCGCAUCGUACAUCAGAACCAUUCGUGCCUCAAGUACUGCAGACUAUGCAACAGCGCCAUCUUACUUUUACUUCGAAUUUCCAGUCAACUCAAAGUCAAACACAAACUGCCAGGAUUCGGAUUGUAAGGCUGACCACACUAACUCUCCAUAAACAAAAGUACACAUAUAACAAACAUGCCCUGUCAAGAAAAACAUGAAAACUCCUUUUUACCCUUCAGCUAGCAUGGCAGCGCAGAUCUAAUCACGACGAUCAGGGGACCCCCUUGACAUUAGGAAUAAGCUACUUCUCGCACCACCAACGCUUUGACUACAUACACUUUUGCCUUUGUGUAUUUUUUUUCGGACAAAUUUUCUUACCUCACCUCCGUUUUUUAGUUCCCCUCCACCACCUUUUCCUCCUCCGUUUCCCGCACCUUCCACCACACCAAAUCCGCGACCAACAGCAACAUGGUGAACUGUUGCGACUGCAGCAAGCCGAUCACCGGCACCUACUAUGAGACCGAAAGUGGUGGGAAGCAAUGCCAGGCCUGCGCGGAGAAAGAAGCCGGCUACUGCGUCGCGUGCAAGAAGUCCAUGCUCGAGGGCGACGGCGGUGUGACGCUGGGCGACAUCCAUGUGCACAGCAGUUGCUUCAAGUGCAUCAGCUGUACGAAGCCGAUCACCGGCGGCUUUUUGGAGAAGAAAAAGCUUUUAGACAAGGCCGACACGGCGGCGAUCGCGGCCUGCAAGCCCACGGACUGGUUCUGCGCGGACUGCGGGCAGAAAUUCCAGCGGGCGGAAUGGGAGAAGAAGCACCCGCAGGCCGCGAAGCAAGCGCCCGCGGGGAAGCCAGGAGUGUGCACGUUUUGCAACGAGCCGCUGGGCUCUGGAGAGCAGAUCGGGCGACUGGGCGAUGGAUCGCAGUUUCACUCGCGCUGCUUCAAGUGCAGCACGUGUGGCGACCCAAUCAAGGGACAGUUUGUCAAGGGAUCGAAAGGGAUCACCUGCAUGAAGUGCGUGCCGAAGUGCGCUGGAUGCGGCCAAAAUCUGUCCGGGCAGGUACAAACUCAAAAAAUGGAAAUCGUUUCGUGCUGGCUGUCGUGCUGGCUAAGGACGAACUCGGAUCUACUUCUUGCGCUACAAUUAGCCCGAGAGCUGCAGGUCAUUUGCGCCCGCGCCCGCCCAAAGCGAACGCCCAUAUUCUCGGACGAGAAGUUGCCGAUGCUACCGAAGAUAUUAACUUCAAACGCGGUCGCGAUCAUGCUACAGCGUAGCACGUUACCGCUUUAUACCGCGCUGCGCCCACUGAUGCCCUUAAUGAGAUAGGUAAAGUUAGUACUGAGCCGCCCGCUGCGUUUUUGUUUCGUUUUGUCGUUUUUCUUGUUCGUUUGACUGCUCACACCCUCAUUGCCAGAAGUUGCUUUGCGUUUGGCCUCGUGAUGUGCCCGCGCCUCAUGGAAGAUAAUGUCCUGCUGAUACUAUUGUUUGUGCGUUUCAGUCUUCUUAAUGUUUUUCUCAAAAGUGAUUUUCGAAAAACAAAAUCUUACGUCGACACAGAUCAUGCAAGCCGGUGGCAAGAGCUACCACAAAGUUGGGCCGGACGGGCACUGCUGCUUCAAGUGCAUAUGAACUGCAAAAGUAUCGCACUCGUAUAACACAUGAUUUCUGCAUUACAAAUUUUCUCAGCAUGAGAAAUGAGAUUUGUAAUGCUGAUUUGCCUUAACAAAAAGAUUUGUAAUGCAUGACGACAAUACGAGUACGAUACUUUUGCACAGGAUAGUUCACUCACUGCAACCAGGCCAUGGAUAACGGGUUCUUCCCGGUAUCAACUGCAAAAAUGUCUAGGUCUAGAAGAUUGCAACUUGUCAUGCUGUUUUUGGACUCGAAAAAAAAUUGUGUUGCAUGACCAGCAAGAGGGAUGCAAUUUGUGCUACGCGGAGGACAGGGCAUUUCUCAUGCGGAAGGUGCAUCAGGAAGCCCUCUAAAAGUCUGCGAUGCUAGGUCAUGCAUUACAGGCAUCAUGGGUCAUGAGAAAUAUGCAUUGCAAAUCAUGCAUUCUUCCAGACCCAGACACUUUUGCAUUUGAUACCCGGACCCAGGAGACGAAACGCGUUACGUGUGCGAGCCCUGCUACGCAGAAAUCACGGAGAACAUCGCGAACGCGAAGCACGACGAGGAGCGGCAGAAGCAGAUCCGCGCCACGGACGAGAUCGAGCGCGGCCAUGCGUGUGUGUGGUCGGACGCGUACCGUGGGCGGCCAGAGGACACCCUCUACCUCUUCGACGAAGCGGACAAAACGGAAUUGGCAAAGGACCCGAAGCACUGCUGCGUCUUCUUAGAUUCCGACGAAAACAUGCACGUGGGGAAGGCGCACGACAUCCGGCACAGCAUCAACUUGGAAUAUUUGGUCGAGGCGUGUAAAAUGAUCCACUUGAACAACGGGCAAGAUCCAGUGUUCUCUCUCGACCCGGCGGACCCGCACGAUUUGGGCGGGAAACAGCAGAAAAAGCGGUUCAUUCCGGAUGAGAUGUGCAACGGACCGCUAGGCGAAGUCAUGUUCCAGGCAGAUUACUUCUUGAAAAAAUUCAGCUUCGGCGACGCCCCGGUGGAAGGGGUGAAGUUCGAGUCUUUAUUCGCCACGGACCACAGUUCCACCGGAGCCCGGCAGUGGUUCGUGAUCCAGGACGGGAACGUGACGAUCUCGCAGGACCGGGUUUUUAUCGUCGACGUGAAAAUGAUCGUGGACGCGCGCCGAUUGGAAAUGGGUCCCGAGGGGUACCGCGACGCACCUCUGACCGAGCCGGAUGAUCCGGCGUUGCUCCACGCACACCACUUUUCGGAAAACAUGGAAACUCUGCGGAAAAAAGUCCCAAGCGUGCACGAACUCUUCGAGUGCGCGAAGGCGAUGACGCUGGCCAAGUACUUGAUCAAGAAGCGAAAAUUGAACAUCAACGUGGAAAAGAUUUUAAAUUACUUACCCCGACCGAUUUUGGAGGAGAUCAACGCGGUGAAGAAAACCACCGCGCACACAGAGAAGGGGCGGGAACCGAUGUCGGAGUACCCGAGAUUAAUCCCGACGUUGCGGAAGGAGACGAAGCACACGUCCGUGCACCAUAAGGAAAAGGGGGACGGGAUUGAAGUGGAAGAGCACACACAGUCGAUGUAUGGGGGGGUCGAUCUCGGCGUUCCGGUGGAGAAGAUCGUCGUGAAGGAGGAACCCCUACCCGUAGCGGAUCCACAGCACCCACCACACCCGUUCCCGGUUUUGAAGCCCCGGGGCGCGCCGGCGGAUGACCAAGUGCCGAAGUGGGUGUUGCAAAACAGCAUGUCUCGCGACGACUACAUUCAUGCGGCGAAAGCUGCGCACCCGAGUCACAACAUGCCGAGCAAACGGAUCGCGGAAAGUAAAAGGAGCUCUGCGGGGGAAGCGGCUGCGCCGGGGGAAGAAGAGGACGAGGCGUUUGUGGACGAUGAACCGUACGUUGAUACGCACAUUUUAGAGGACAAAAAGAGCGUCGUAACCGACCGCGCGAGCGGUGGGGCUGCGAAAUCUGCAUCACAAACUCCCGGGAGUUCCCGUACUACGGCCGCGCCUCCAGCAGCGUCACAACCCCGUGGCAGCGCGGCCCAGCGAAUGGCGGCGUCUACUGGUUCGAGGGAAAGCGGGGUUACAGGUUCGAAUGAUCGAGCAGGCGGAUCGACUUUGUCGUCUGCAGGAAGAGGUGCUGGUGGUGCUCCUGCGAGAGCUGCGCCGUCGGGGACAACUACAGAGAGGCAAUCCGCCGCGGCCGCGGAGCAACAUAGAGCGACAGGAGCAACAACUGCGACUAGAGGAAGCGCUGGCACAACGGGAGCGGAGCAACGACAGCCUAGCACGGCAACCGCCGUUCGAGCAGCUGGCUCCACGGGAUCGCGCGCGGCUUCGGCUAGGCUACAGGAUCACGAUACUGUCGGUCCGUCCCCAGUCAGGACGACAGCCGGCUCGGCUUCAGGCAGUCAGCCGAGAAAGGCGCCGUCAACGGCAUCAGCAGGAAAAGAGGCAGCUUCGUUCCGACCUCCAAGUAGAUCUGCGGGAGCGAGCGGCGCUGCGCCCGCGAGAAAGAGAACAAGUGUAGCUGGCGGGAGCAUCAAGGAAGAGGAAGAUAAGGGCUUCUUCGGAGGCCUGUUCGGCUAGCGACGUCUUGUAGUGCUGAUAUUGUUCUCGUCGGAAGAAAAAUUCGAAAGCAGAAGUGUUUGUGGAGCUCGUCGUGGAGAUCAUACGAGUAGCCGCAGCGGUUCGCAACAUCCUUUUCAGCAGAUCUAUCCGAUAAUUUUCUUUUUGCCCGCCUACCUUUCCGCUUCCCCCGAUAGUUGUUCUCCCCUAUUUUGACUCCGACUUGUCACCGUCCUCUUUUGCUUUUUACGCCAGUUCCUGCUGUGCCAGCUGAUUUUGGAGGAAAACGGUCAUCUCUCGCUUCUUUCAUGAUCUUGAUUCCCAACCUCCAUAUGACCACCAUUGUCUUCACAGGGGAAGCUUUGGAGGCACAGAUCGAGAAAAUGAAGAAGGACGCUGCGGCGCAGCUCGAGGAUGGAGCUGCCCGUGGGUCCGUCGAGAUCGAGGAGUUGACUGCGCGUUUUCAAGCCGAAAUUGAAGGCUUGAAAACACAGCACGAACAGGAACAGGCGGAUGCCAAGGUACUUAGUUAUGCAGUGUCUUCUUGUUCGUUGUAUAAUGCGAUAAUUGCACGCCAUUUUUAGCAUGAUCGAAAAAGUGCAGUUACAUGAACAGAUGUCGUGGUAGUUCACCCUCUUGCAGCUUUAUUCUUUUCAGUGGUUAUUCUUAUCUUGCAGUAUCAUUAGUACGGCCUACGUAUUACAAAAAAAAACUCCAGCUCGCCGCAGCGCACGACCGUUCUGUGCUAGAGGAAGAGCACGCCACUGAUCUUCGGGAAUGGCGCAAGAAGCGUGAUGAACUGCUCGUUUCCCUGCGGAAAAAGGACGAGGCGGUGGCUGAAAUCAAAAAGCAGCUGGAAGACAAAACUUCGGAGUUGGACAAAACACAGCAACAGCUCGCGAUGACAGAAAGCAACCGAGACCUUGCAGAGAAGCAACUGUCCCUGCAGAAGAGAAUCACCACUGAAAACCACUUGCAGGCGAAGGAAGAGAUCCAAAAAGUUGAGUACGCCCACCGCAAAGCGCUUAGCCUGGACAGCAGUGAUGCGCUGGCGUACCGGCGCGAGACAAACGCGAACGACUUUUUGGAGAUCAAGCUGAGGAUGAUAAGAAACGAAAAAUCCGCUUUGAGGACUCGGACUCGGAAUGAAAAUCCGAAACCGUUGUACUCUUCCGCGAGCACGGCGACACUGUCAUCCACAACUUUGAGCACCUCCAUGUCCGCCCCGGGGCUCGCACAACAACUCGCAACCAGCCCAGACCCGGAGUUGUUUGAGGCAAGCAUCAGCAGUCCAAGUGCAGUAACGCGGAAAAAGCUCCUGCAGAAACUGCUGCAGAAUGCGCGCAUUUGAGGAAACAAGGCCGGAAGAAGCAUCAUCCCGAUAAUCGUUUGUUGAUGAUCAUGAAGAUCUCCUUCUUGCAGCAGCAACUUGACAGAGCUCGCUGAGAGCGCAAACGAAGAGCGAAAGCCUGGGCCGCAGGAGAUCCGCAUGCAGCCGGUGAUAUGCAGGACGAUGAGCAACCGCAACAUCAGUCAUUCGACGGGCACGAGUCCAAGAACGAGGAAGCCAGUGGAGUGUCCCAAGGCGGAGCAAACGUUUCCCGUCAUCAAGUGAGCGAAAGUCUGAGAUUGUAUUCACAAGGACGAGCAGCUGCACCUGCGCACGGCCUGCUGGCGAGGAAGGAAAGAAAAAGACUGGCUGAGAAAAUUAAGUAAAGUACUUCGACCGUUCGACACUGCGCUUCUACCUUACUUAGGACCUACCACAUUAUAUUACACUUCCGCUUUACGAAAAGUAUUUCGACGAACAAUAUUAUUCAAUCAUGUAAAAUUGCACAGCCAUCUCGUAAAUGUUUCAAAACAAGGCGACAUACUUACGUCUCAAUAUUCAAUCGAACCGUUGUAAAACGAAAAUUUAGGAAUCGCCAUAAGUAUCGUAGCAGAUGAUCUUCUCCUUCGAAGGGGACUCGGUCCUCACACUUGGGAAAUGUAUAUGCAGAAUAGGCAGCUACUCGCAAUCGUUUCACUACGUGCCGACAAAUUUUGCUCUUCUGUAUUUUACAGAGACCAAAGUAAGCACCACGUAAACUAGGACCUUUUUCCACCAU
Messenger RNA from Amoebophrya sp. A120, 7097 nucleotides. The record is from the annotation of a GenBank genome assembly. NCBI's taxonomy places the organism in Eukaryota, Dinophyceae, Syndiniales, Amoebophryaceae.